CCCUUUUUUCCGCAUCAGGGCGUCACGUUUUCGUGAGCUGGAGAGAGAGAGAGAGAGCACUGUGAAUCUCCCCACCCACUCUGCUGUUUUUGGCGCUACAUUGAACGUCUUGCCUUCUCCUCUUCUGCUCAUCUUCUUGAGGCCUUUUCAGUUCGGUUUCCAUCUCUGUUCGGUCCCAUGUUUCUCGGCUGCAGGCCACUGUAAAAAGAUCGGUUGAUUCACCAUGGGCCGUGCAAUGAGAUGGUUCAAGAAAGUUCUCACCGGUAAGAAGGAAGGAGGAGACAAGGAUCGGAAGGAGCACAGCGCCGCCGCAGGCGCCAAUGGUGGCAUCGCGCCGCCGAUGGAGAGGAGGAGGUGGAGCUUCGCGAAGCCGAGGAGCAGCGUGGCCGAUGGCAGCCGCCGGCCCUCGGUCACCGCCGUCGUCGCCGGCGAGCUCUUGCAGGUCCGGCCAUGCAACUGCGGCCAGCAACGGGAGGUCGAGGCGGCCGUCAUGAUCCAGAAGGCCUUCAGAGGAUACCUGGCUAGGAGAGCCCUGCGCGCUCUCAAAUCACUCGUGAAGCUCCAAGCUCUGGUACGUGGCUACCUUGUGAGGAAGCAAGCAGUGACGACUCUACAGAGGCUGCAAGCUCUCAUGAGGCUCCAAGCCUCCUCGCGCGCCAUCAAGACUGCCUCGUCUCGGAAAUCCGUCGAACAGGAGCGGAUCGUUGUGCAAGUGCAAGGAGCGCGGGUAAAGACGUUGACGCUGCCGGUGGUGCACCGCCGGCGGGUGUCCGACGGCGGUGACGUCAACUUCGACCGCAGCCCGAGGAUCGUGGAGAUGGACACGUGCCAGCUCCGGUGCAUGUCUUCCCGGAUCACGAGCCGCUACGCCACCGACCAGCCGGCGGACGGGACGCCGGGGUCGGUGCCGCUGUCCUCGCCGCUGCUCUACUACUACAACAACAAGCCGCCGUCGCGCCUCCUCCAGGAGCAGGAGCCACCGCAUCCGAAGACGACGCACAACACGCCCCGCCUCGGCGCGCUCCCGGUGUACCAGGGCUCGCCGUCGCCGGCAAAGGGGCGCGCCGUGAGCCCGCGGUACAUGGCGGACACGGCGUCGUCCGUGGCGCGGGCGCGGUGCCAGAGCGCGCCGAGGCAGCGGCACGGCGCCGCCGCGGCCGCCGAGCCAAGGCCUGGCCUGGCUCGUCCCGGGUCGAGGAGGUCGCGGGCCGACAGCGUCAUCAGCCUGAAGAGCUCGGAGAUGAGCCGCCUCGAGGACUCUGAGUUCAGCGACGAUGUCACCAGAGAUUAUUACCUCGAUCAGCUCUGGUGAUUACUGACAACCAGAGUCCAAAUGCUAAUCUAGGAGAGUGUUUUAACGUUAAUUCGGUAUAUAUUAGUGUUAGGAUUGAGAUGGCAAAUCGUCGCAAAGUACCAUUAUAUGUAGCUCGAGUAUGGCAAAAGAGCAGGAAAAAUAAAAUCUGUUCUACCACUAACCACAUUCUCUGUCUCUCUUUUCUGAUUCCUGGCAUGAAAUUGGACAAUGUAAUUUGGGUUUCUCAGCAGUCCAAAAAAACACUUUUUUCUCUUAGAAAAUGGACGCUGCGAAUUCCUGCCAAAGGUAAGAAAGAGGACAA
Molecule: messenger RNA, 1616 nt
Organism: Oryza brachyantha (malo sina)
Lineage: Eukaryota; Viridiplantae; Streptophyta; Magnoliopsida; Poales; Poaceae
Product: protein IQ-DOMAIN 14-like
Exons: 4
Coding region: 224-1312 (362 amino acids)
Molecular function (GO): protein binding
Source: RefSeq, a predicted model, not a curated record